Molecule: messenger RNA, 1462 nt
Organism: Armigeres subalbatus
Lineage: Eukaryota; Metazoa; Arthropoda; Insecta; Diptera; Culicidae
Product: transmembrane protein 129
Exons: 2
Coding region: 192-1355 (387 amino acids)
Biological process (GO): protein ubiquitination
Cellular component (GO): membrane; endoplasmic reticulum
Molecular function (GO): ubiquitin protein ligase activity
Source: RefSeq, a predicted model, not a curated record
AUUGCUCCUUCAUUAAUAUCAAUAAUGAAAACAAACGGCUGUCAAUAAUUUAAUCUCUUUAUGGUGAUUUGUGGUGCUUUUUAAUCAGAAAAAAAUAUUUAUUAGGAGAAAAUCUGCAGUGGAAAAAUGCGUAUAUUUCUUUGAAUAUACGGUGACAUAAUCUAACCCUAUAGCAAGCAAAUCUUGAACAAAUGUCUCACGAAAGUGCCAUCGUAUUCACAAUUUUCUACGCGCUACUCUGCUUCUGCAUCGUGUACCCUUCGACGGAGUUUGUGUCCGCCGGUCUCACUGUGGACCAUGUCUUCUCGUCUACCUUGGGUUCGGAAUCUAUGAAUUUCGUACAACAUCACAUCCGGCGGACCAGUCUCAACCUGAUGGUGCACUCGUUGCUUCCCGUCAUGUACAUCCGGGUGUACUUCCUGCAGUUCGACCAGAACGAUGAGGAACAUCGCGAGGGCGAUGUCUUCGAUGCCUAUUCUCCGCUACAGUUGGCAUGGAAGACGUUGAUUGUGGCUGCUAUAUUGCUGCCGGGACUGGUGGCGGCCGCUAUCUACUACUGGUCUCGUAAAGGUUGGGAGAAUCAUCCGAUUGCCAAAAGGCUGCACAAAUUUUCUGUCCAAGGUCAUCGGUUGUCGGAUUGGAAGGCAGUGGCGGCCAGCAUCAAUGACGAGUUCCGGAGGGAUGAUAAAGUGGUGAUAAAGAUGAAUCCUGUUUCUAAGCUGGUAGUGACCGAGAAUUGGAUCAUCAAGACGGGUCCAUACUGGAUCAAUAUUGCCCAUCAAGACGACACGGCUUUGAUUGCUUAUAAGAGUGACACUCAUGACGUGAGUCAAGAAGCGUUCGAAACGGUGCAGUACGUCAACAUUGCAGUCAAACCAACGCGCCCGGGUAUUCGGGAGUUCUCCAUAAGAAUCAAUGCGCUGGAUUUUAAAGAUCUUCAAGAUCGCAUAAACCGCCCGAUUACGAUCUUGUCCAGCGUUAAGUUUCAUCGCUCGAUGCUGGAACGAUUCGUGGAUGUGUUCAAGGAGCAAGUCACACAAAAUCCAACCUACAGACCGGAGGCGGGAGUUGAUGGUCAGGACAGUUGCUUCGCUUGUAUGCAGGCGCAGCCGAAUAUAAAAAUCCAGAAAAAUUGCUUGGACGUCGAUGAAGCAGGGGAUGCACUACCGGAACCCCGGUGCUGCCAAACGUGUAAUUGUCGACCCAUGUGGUGCAUCGAUUGCGUGGCCAAGUGGUUCGCUUCCAGACAGAAUCAAUCGGAGCGGGAGUCGUGGCUGCAACAGAAAUGUACCUGCCCGAUGUGCCGGGCGCGGUUCUGCAUCUUAGACGUGAGCUACAUCGAAGGGAUGGCAUAGAUAGGUGGAAUAUAAUCUAUCUAUUGUAAGGUAAGUAAGCUUUAAACGCUUCUCUAUUCACGAAUCUAAUUUUUGGGCUCUGUGUGAUAAAUCGUGUCUAAUGAUAA